AUGGUGGGCAGGGUCGCCGUGGCCGCGGCAGCCGCCUCUCUCCCCGGGAAAGACGACGACGAAGACGACGAGGCGCAGCCAUGCAAGAAACGGCGAGAGGAAGAUACUUGUGUGGAAACAAUCACAAGAUAUUUUUCACCAUUAGCAAAGCCAAUGGAUAAAGCCUUGUCACCACCAAAACCCAACAACAUAUUGGAUUAUUUUAAAAAGGCAUCUCUAACUGAGAAAGGUACAUUGCCAGUUGUAGUAGGAGAAAAUAAAACAUUGUUGGAUGCUGAUGACAAGGACUGUAAGUCACCUUUUAAACCACCUUCAAAGUGGAAGAGGAAAGGGAAGAGAGUUAAUUUAAAUAAUAAGCAAAGAGUGAUGAAAGAAUCUGAGAAUGAAGAUGAAAUAAAACUUAGUAAUGACACCAGCAGAGAAACAACAGGACUAAAACAAGACAGUAAUGAUUUUAUUGCUACUUGUGCUUUAGUUGGCCAGAGAUGUACAAGAGAAUUAGAAGAAGAUAUUGUCCAAAGAAAGAACUUCUCCAAUGCUGGCAUCUCCAGAAAAGAUGCAAAGAAAGUUGGUUCUGAAGUAAAUGGAACAAAAAAUAGAAUAAGAAGAUCAAGGAAGAGGAAGCAAAAGGUGAAUAUGGAUUUGUCUGAAAGUCUUUUGUCUGAAAACCAACUGAAUGAAAAGUGUAAAAAGGAUGCUGAAGAUACAAAAAAGGUAGUUUCUCCUACAGUAGCAGAGUGUGACAUUGUUAUUAGUGACUCCAGUUUUGAACUUCAUAGGGACGAUAAAUCAUCACAGGUAAAUAACAGCAUUGUAACAGUGUCAUUUGAGGACUUCCUGAAGAGUCAAGGAGAAAGUAAUGUAGAUCAUGUUGAAGACACAAAACCAGCAGUGGACAAUGCUGCUCCAUCAAAAGACAUGGACAAAAGUGACAGUGACCCAGAUAAGUGUGAGGAGUCUCAACAGCUACCACUUAGAACAGUAACAGUGCUUGCACAAGUUCAUUCCAUUCCCCCAAAAUUAGCUCCAUUACAUAAGGAACAAAAAGGCUCUAGGAAAAUAGCAUCCAUUUUUCUAAAGCAGAAGGGAUGUGUUGUGGAAAAAGAAAGCAGCCCACCCCUCUUGGACAGUGAACAAACUGAACAGGUUAUUCAGAAAAGAAAAUCUAAUGUAGUUAUUGAGGAAGAAGAGUUGGAGUUAGCUGUACUAGAGACUGCAGGGUCAGAUUCUUUGAAGCCAAAAUGUACUCUGGAAGAAAGGCAUCAGUUUAUGAAGGCAUUUAGACAACCAACAUCAGAUGUAGUGAGAAGUGGAGUUAAAAGGGCACCUGGAAAACAAAAGCAAGUCCUUGGAAAGUGUUCCAAAGAAAAAGAAGGACCUGAAGAUGACACUGCUUUAAAUAAAGGAUUAGAAAGCAGAGUACCAGAGGAAUAUGUGAGCAAAUACACACAAUCUGGUUCUGCAAACAGUAGAACUAAAUCCAGAAGACCUAGGAAGCUUCAGAAGAAAGGAAAUGGAAGAAAGAAGGCUCCAGAUCCUAAGGAAACAAAUGAGUCUAAUACCAGCAAUUAUAAUGAAGAUAUUCAGGAUUCAGGAGCUAAUAUUCUUUCUAAGGAAAACAGCUUAGAUGUAAGAAUUUCAUCAAGUCUGAAAAUGAAUAAGUUAAGGAGGAGUUCAAGGCAGGAGAAAAUCAAAACAUCCAAAAAUGUUACACCUAAAAAAAAAAGGAUUAGAAAUACUUUUUCUGAAGAUGAAUUACCUGUCAGUCCCUUUCAGACUUCUACACCCAAAGCAAGCGAGCGAUCCUUGAAGAAAAGUAACAUGUAUAAAGCUGAGGUGAUUACUGUGCCCUUUGAUGGGAACAGCCCAAUAAGAAUGCGAUUCACACGUAUCAGUAUGACUACAAAACCAAAUAAAGCUGAAGCAAUGAAAAAUGAAGAUUUUAACUCAAAAAAUAUUAAGAUAAGCUCUACUUCCAAAAACAUAUCCAAAGCAAAGCAGCUGAUUGAAAAAGCAAAGGCUCUACAGCACAACAGAGCAAAGGUUACUGAGGACUCAGCAGCUCCUGUGAGGCGCUCGUUGCGCCAGCGAGCUCUUGCUGAAAAGAAAAAAAUACAGGAAGAUGAAGAAUCAGUAAUAAUUUUAGAUUCAAGUCUGAGUAAUGACAGCACUAUAGUGCAGAAUGGGAAGCAGAAGAAUCUUCGAAGCUUAAAUGAUGUUUUGGGGAAAAAGACAAGAAACUUAAAGGUUGCAAAGAACUCAAAUGGAAAACUGAGAUAUCCACCUUCCUCCCUAGGUAGGAAUGCUCAAAACUCUGCAGGUGAACCAAUUGUGAUCUUUGAUGAAAGCAGCCAAGAUGCAUCAGAAAGCUCUCAAGAUGAUGAUCAGUUUAGAGCAAAACGUGAAUUCUUGAGGAGUGGAUUGCCAGAGUCACUGAAAAGACAGAUUGCAAAGAAAGCAGCAGCAAUGGAAGCAUAUGCUCUUGCAAGUUCUUCUUUUAAGACUGUUGUCCAUGUGCAGCAGAAGGAUGACUGUUACCCAAUGUGGAAAUUGAAAUCACCAUCCUGUCCUCUAUUAGCUAAGCUAAGGAAACUAAAUACUGAUGUCACUAACAUCACAAAAAUCACUCUCUCACUUGGUGAAUUUUCCACUGUGAAUUCAAAACUAGCUGGAGACUCCUCUGCACCUGUGCUUUCUGGCCACCGACCAGUUUUUACUGACACAUUCAGGAAAGAUUUACUAGAUGAGAUCAUGUCUUCUAAUUCUCAGUUUCCUGUGAGAAAAUACUUCUACAAGUUUCUGAAAAAGCAAACAGAACGGUUGGGUUUUGAAAACAGUUUACAAGGUUAUGGAGAUGGCACUGCAAAUUCUGAGGUAAAGCAGAAGCAUUCUGACAAUUGGAAGGAAACUAAGAGGAAAAGGAAAGAAACAGAAGACCGUAAAUCAAAAAGAAGAAAAGAAGCUGAAGGUACAGAGUCUGAAAUAAAACCCAGAGUUUCCAGAAACCUUAUUUCUCCAAUACAUGGAGAAAACCAAGCAGAGACAGGACAAGCAGCAUGCUUAGAAAAAAAGAAGACCCAGAAAUUAGAUGAUAUGACAGAAGAUGCUGGAUAUUUGUCAGAACCAAAUGCAUUUUCAGGUAUUGAAAAAGAAGACAUGCUCUGGACAGAAAAAUAUCAGCCUCAAGAUUCCAGUGAACUUGUAGGGAACAAGAAAGAAAUUGAGAGGCUACACAGUUGGUUAAAAGAGUGGAAAAAAAGAGCUGACUGGGAAGAAAAAAGAAAUCAGAAAGGGGAAAAAGAGGACAAGGAGCAUCAAGAUUCUUUGGACAGCCUUGACUUCAUAGAUAAAUCUGAGAUGGAGGAAGAGACCAGCCUUUGCAAUACAGUUCUGAUAACUGGCCCACCAGGAGUGGGGAAAACUGCUGCAGUAUAUGCUUGUGCUCAAGAACUUGGUUUUAAGAUAUUUGAAGUCAAUGCCUCUUGCCAGCGUAGUGGUAGACACAUCCUCUCUCAACUGAAGGAAGCUACUCAGUCUCAUCAAGUGGACAAAAAGGGCAUUAAUGCAUGUAAGCCAUGCUUUUUCAACACUUGUAGCAGUACCAAAUCUCCAAAAAAAAUGUAUUCUCCAAAGAAAGUUAUUUCACCAAGAAAACCUCCACUGUCACCAAAGGGAGCAGGAUUAAAACGAAGCUUACCUCCUAAAACACUUGCAAACUAUUUCAAAAUUUCUUCCAAAGGUAAAGGUAAUGAUGGAGGAGUAACAUCACAAGAGAAAAAAAAAGGAAGGACUAAAAAUACAAGUGAAGAAAAGAAAGAUGUUCAAAUCAAGUCAAUAACCAAGGAAACAGAAGGAGGAGAACACAACAGAAAAAGUGCAACAUCUCUCAUUCUUUUUGAAGAGGUAGAUAUAAUAUUUGAUGAAGAUGCAGGAUUUCUAAGUGCAAUAAAGACAUUCAUGGCAACUGCAAAGAGACCUGUAAUCCUUACUACCAAUGAUCCAACAUUCAGCUUAAUGUUUGAUGGCUGUUUUGAAGAGAUCAACUUUAGAACCCCUUCCUUGAUAAAUGCUGCAAGCUACCUUCAGGUGCUGUGUCUGGCAGAGAAUCUACGAACAGAUGUGAAAGACUUGGCUACUCUGUUAACCACAAAUAACUGUGAUAUCAGGCAAAGUGUUCUCUGUUUACAAUUUUGGGUUAGAAGUGGAGGUGGAUUCUUGAAAGACAAACAUUUGUCACAUCAUGGAGGAGAUGAGACAAAUAAAGCAGAUCACAUAAUUCAUCCAGAAAAGACUACUGAUUCCAAGAUUGAUUUUUCUGAAGCUGAUGCAUGUCUUCAGGAGUUCCCAAAAUGUGACACAGGCUGUGUAGAGACAUUGCUUGGCCUUAAGAAUAUCCUGUUGCCUUCAGAAGAUUUAUUUACAUUUCUUAAGCACAAAAUCACAACCAGGGAGAAAUGGAAUAAACUGAUGCAGCUGCUCACAGAAUUUCAGAUGAGGAAUGUUGAUUUUAUAUACAGUAAUCUUGAACUUAUUCUCCCCUUACCGGUACAAGUUCUUUCAAACCAGUCCGAAGCCUCUAACUCUGAACUUGAAAGGACUACUGUAGUUUCUUCAAAAAACAGAUCUAAUAAUAAUUAUCACUCUGGAAAAAGUAGCCCUGGAAAAAAGUUUAAAAAGACAAAGAGCCAGAAAAGGCUUGAGAUACUGGAUGAUAGUGACUUAUUUGAUACUGGACUGAACUAUUCAGCUGAAUUCCUGACUUUGCCAUCAGAUAGCCCCACAUCAUGUGCUGAAGGGAAUAAAGAGGAAACAAAGUUGUUGAUAAAUAGAGAAGAAACUAAAACUAAAACCUCAGCAAAUGAGAGAAGGUCUGCACUUGUUUUUCAGUGUCUGAAUUCACUGACUGAAUUUGUGGAGGACAUGUCCUUCUUGGAUUGCUGUGUAAACACUAACACCAAGGAACCACUGGAGUUUUCUGAAGAUGAAGGAUUUAAUUGGACAAAUGGCAAAAUCAAAAAUGGUCUUAGUGAUGAAUUCAGUAUAGAAAAUACUGAUUGGUGGAGUUCCCAGAGCUGUAGUGAAAUAAAGGCAGCUAUUGAAGCCCUAAGUUUUAACAAAUGUUCUGGCAAUAUUUCACAAAACUUGGAAUCUUCUUUGAGUACCAGUAAAACACCUGAAGGAGAUCUACUGGGGGGACUUACUUUGCAUAUUUCAAACACAAGAAAUUAUGUAUCCUUCAGUCAGUCGACUGAAUCAAGCAUUCACAAAAAAGCACAAAAGAGGCUGGCAGUCAUCAGAACUGUAUUUUCCAGAAGUCCUUUUAACCUGGGUAAUAAGCAGGCCAGCAUACUUGAAUACCUCCCCACUCUUCGUAGCAUCUGUAGGUCUGAGAAGCUUAAAGAGCAAGGGAAGACUAAAAGAAGGUUCUUGCAUUAUCUUGAAGGGAUUCACCUCGAAAUUCCCAGACAAAUGACAAACAGUCUGUCUUUGGACUUCCCUUAAACUUGAUGACACCAGAAAUACUUUGUGCCUAAUGGUGGUAUUCUCACCAUAGUUUGAUUUAUUUUUUUUUUAAACCACAUUAUUUUAUUGUAUAUUCAGAGCCAUUUGUAUAUUAAAUUUCUAUAAGUAUUUAAAAUAAUGUAUAUAUCUAUUGUCAUGAUAUUGCCCUCCACAACUGAAAUGUGGGUUGGUUUGGUGCUCCUCCAGUAAAGUGCAUUUAUAAUAUUAAAUGCACAAACUAAUCAAUGGUAUCUUUCUCUGGAAUUUGUAUAUCACAUAGCAACA
Molecule: messenger RNA, 5787 nt
Organism: Calypte anna (Anna's hummingbird)
Lineage: Eukaryota; Metazoa; Chordata; Aves; Apodiformes; Trochilidae
Gene: ATAD5
Product: ATPase family AAA domain containing 5
Exons: 23
Coding region: 1-5502 (1833 amino acids)
Cellular component (GO): nucleus
Molecular function (GO): ATP binding; DNA binding; DNA clamp unloader activity
Source: RefSeq, a predicted model, not a curated record